CAUCGCUUCGGUUCGGUCGGUGUUUCCUCUCUGCAAAGGAGUGGCUCGGUAGUUCGUUUGGUCGGUCGGUCGUGCUUUGGCUUGCUUCGAUGGAAGUGGAGUGGGCUGGUGAUUCUCAUGGCGGCGUCGACGGGAUGAAUAGAUCCGAGCGCGUGCGAAGCACAUGUUGUACGCAAGGGUGGUUGUAGUAGAUGACGAUGAUGACGGUUGUAGCGCACGGAUGGGUGAUGAUUACUGCUUCAUUGUAGUGGUGUCACUACGAGGCUAGUGGUGGUGCCGUGAAAGUGUGUAACUAUUUAACUAGCAAUUAUUGCUUGUUGUUGGUGCCGCGAUUGAAGACUACUUUCGUGCGCUGUGAAAAGGGGUGUUUUUGGUGGAGAGUAAGGCGAAUGAUUUUUUUUGCAGAUGCCAAUGACUGUGGGGGUGGCUUCUGUACGGAAGCAGUGGAAUGGAUACGCUCACAGUUGCCGUCGUCAUCGUAACAAAAACAGACGUGCCACGAUGGCAGUCGACUAGUUUCGUGUCUGCAUUCGGGCGGUGUACUACUGGAGAUCCGAGCUACUUGUGAAUAAAUACUCGACGGAAAAUACUUACGCAAAUUCGUUUUAAAUAAGAUUAUUUCCUAUGAAAAAAUGAUCUAGAUGCAAUCAGAAGAAAAUUUUGCAGAAAGUAUAUUUCAUUUAGACUUCAAGAAGAAUAUUCAACGUGGAAGUAAACAUUAGAUUUCCCAACUUAUUCUAUCUUACAACUUGCGCAGGGCCCCUUUCCAUAACCAUUGUUUGCUUGUUUGUUUGUUUAGCAGUCUGUCCUUGCCUUGAGAAAACGAAAAAAACUGCUUUUGUAUAUUCCACCUCCCAUGGAUGUAUACCAUAAAUCAUAACGUAAUAAAUUUGUAACAAAUUUCUUCGUUUAUUUCGUUUGCCAUCCUUCGCUCCCCAGCCGAGGCCGGCAGGCAGAAAAAAGUACCCACCCAACCGUGAAUAGAUGAUAGCUGGAAUACAAAGUGUUUUCCUCCCUUUCGAUGAGGCCUCGUGUUUGAAGAGAAAUUUUUUUGUGGCCAAAAGAAGCGAAUAGCAUAACCGAUCAAAUGGUAAUUCUGGUGUAGGAAAUCUGAAACAAAACGCCUGAACGUAUGCCACGACAGAGUAUCACAUACUAAACGUACACAAAGAAACAUACAAACAAACACACGGGCGUAUAUAUGUUGAGGUAAAAAUAACACUAUACAGUACGAGUAUCGUGAAAACGAUUCCGCAUUUAUGUGAUUAAUGAUGUGCGAAAGCGAUUAGUGAAAUUAGGCAAUCGGGGAGAGGCUUACUGGGGCUGCCAGAAGUUGCUUUGACGUAAGUCAGUCGUGAAUAUCCCAUCUAGUGCCCUUGCUGAGCCUUGCCAUGAUGAUGGUGGCUGAAGAUGGAAAUGCGCGUUUGACGGAAGAGUGAAAAGUGAAGGAAGAUGAUGAUAGCAGGAGAAAAAUGUGCUGAGUGAUACCAAAUGGGAUCUUUUUAUUGGCUAGCCGGGAUGCAAGAUUAGAGGUUAUAUUUUGUGCGAAUCACCGUGAGGCGAAGAUUGUUUUUUUUCUGUCAGUCAGCGGUCCGCUGUCUGGUGAUACAAAGCCUGAGGGGAAAAUUUGUUGACAUCGCAGGCUGACUGGCGUCGGCGAAUAAAUAAAACGAUUGCCCGUACCACCGGGUCGCCUAAUCCGACCGGUCGAAAAUAGCGGCGCAAUGGAAUUCAAGCCCUCCAACACGGCCACAAUUGCGACGAUAGACAAGGGGAACCCACCGCUACCGGCCGCCCUUCUGCAUCCACCUGCCUCGCCCACCAACGUCGGCUGCUGUGUGAUAGGACGUCGCACUCCACCGAGGCCACCGUCCGAGAUCUACUUCGAAAGCCGGGGAAAGUGCUGCAAGAAGCUACUUCGGUACAAUGGCUAUCCGAAUAAGGUCCUUCUCUACCCCGAAGAAGGAUGGGCGCGCAGUGCUGCUUCCAGUUACUGGACAAUAUCACCUUGCCGAUGGCGACGUAAUCGUUGCAUAGUCGAAGAGGUGGCCGGUUCCAGAAAACAAUCUACGCAGGGACGAAUGAUCGUUGUUGGCGAUGGUGCUUUGUUGAUAGUUGGCACAUUCAAAAGACGAGUUCCUGAUCCUGACUUCAAGCUGUACCUGUCCUCCAACAUCACGCUGGCUGACUACAACAUGGGCUACUGCCUGACGGGGACGCUCGAGCGGGGCGACCAGCGGUCCAACACAUUCCAGACGACCCACUUUGCCGUUAUCCGCCGGUGUUGGCCCUCGCACGAACCCGACUCGGUCGGGCCCGGUAGCCACAAGAACCAGCACACGUACAUUGAUUUUUUCUUCAAUCGAUGAUAGUGAGGAAUUGAUGGCGAAAUAAUAUUGAAGCGAAAAAAAACACAUGCAACAUACGUACUACAUAUACACAAGAUCCAUUGGCAACAAAAUAACAAAAAAGUAUUAUCCUGUGCACAACGAUUGAAAGGAGGAUGCACAGGGUAGGCAGGUGAAAAAUAAUACUAGUCGUUUUUGAUGACUCUCUAUGUGCGAGCGGAAAAAAUAUAACAAAAUCAAAAAUUCGAAAACAGUUAAAUCAAAUAUAAUGAAUAUUCAAAAUCCCGUAACAUUCGAAUCAAACAGCUCGAUAGUCAGAUAUAUGUAGGCGAAAUGAUUUUUUAUAUUCAUUGGUGACACAAUGAUUAACAAAAGUCACAAUAGAUGAAACCCAUCCUACUGGAAGGGUGCAGAUAAUAUUUUUGUAAUAAUCGUUUUGUAAAUACCCAUCGACAUCCAUAUUCAACCGUGAUGAAAUAUAUUGCAUUGAAACAUGUGCUUCUGGAUCUCUUUCGGGCUUAUUGCACUGAGCGAAAAUAAAAAAAAAUUAUUCGAUAAGUUGCUUGUUGUUUUAAACAUUACAUACGCACGAUAACUAUAGCAUACAAGCGACAUGAUUACGACAAAAUUUCAUUCAUCAUCAGUUGACCCACUGUCAGUUUGAAGCAUUUGUUUUACUGAUCGGAAAACGAGACUUGCUAUAGCAGAGAACAGAAUUGGCAUUUUUGAAUGUUUAAUCUGUUGAAGCCAGAUGUCAUCGGUGAUUAUUGAUGCAUAAAUAAUAGCAUUAUUGCUGGGAUUUGACAAGUGAGUUAAAUGGAUUGGAUUGAGUGUAUUGAUACAUUAUUAAAAAUGUGACAGACCGCACAAUUAGGCUUUUGACGUCGAAUACACACCGUCGCAUUGAAGCUCGAAGGUUACUGAUGGGGUUUUCGAUUGAUUGACACCGAUGUAGUGGAGUGCACUGAAACUGCACCGUUUUUGCACUUUCUAGCAGAAGUGCAGAAAACUGGGUAUGUUCCAUUGACACUUCUGUUAGAAAGUGCAAAACCAGUGCAAUCCACAACACCGGUGUCAAUCAAUCGAAAAUCCCAUGAAACUAAAAACGAUAGGCAUAUGUCGUUUUUCAUUGAAAAACACCGGGGCAGUGGAUUGCACUGGUUUUGCACUUUCUAGCAGAAGUGGGAAUGAAACACGUCUAGUGGCCUGCGCUUCUGCUAGAAAAUGCAACACCAGUGCAAUCCACCGCCCCGGGGUUUUUCAAUGAAAAACCUCAAUAGUGUGCUGUGAGAACUGCAUCGAAUAGUGCAUGGCAUUUGGUAACCAAGUUCCCAUCCAAACCAUUUCUGUUUCAUUGCAAAUGAGAUCAGCAAUUUUCGGGCUGCAAACAUUUCGGGAUAAGGUUUUCCACACACCCGGAUCUCGUUAGUUUUAAAGCCAAAAGGGUAUUUAUUUCAAAUUACGUGUAAUAACGCUUUCGAUUGAUUUUGGGACUCUACAGUAUGCAUGUUGACAUCUGGCAAGUAAUGUUACAAUGGAGUAAUAAGUUCAUAUAUUCAGCAAGGAAAGAAUCCCAUCGAGCAUUUAAGCUUUUUAGGUCUCAUCUCCCAUCAUGUUUCAUAUUAAUACGUUGUUUGAAAAGCUCAUAAGAAUCAAGCAGCUCUAGUGGCUAGACAGGUAUUUUUGUAUUUAUAAAAUUUUCUAACUGAAACCGGUUUGUAGUGAACACCUACAGAAACAACAAACGUCCCCAAAUUGCCCCAGCACCGGCUUUGGGUGACUACUGAAUGAUAUAUUUAUGUCCUGCCAGUAUUUAACGUCCAUGAUGAUAGUUGUUCGUAACAAGAGAAGAAACCUAAAAACAAAGCAUUGAAUAGAUAAUGGAACGGAAUAGAAGGAAAAACAGAAGAAAUACUCCAACAUUAUUGAAACUAGUGUGAUCAGAAAAGUAUUACUUUUGCUACUUGAUUGAUUUUCCGGUAGUAACCGUUAAGAAUCAAAAACUAAAUACCUAUAAACAAAGAAAAUUGCUUCAGGCGCUUGCAUUAAACGGUAGAUUGAACUGCAAAAACAGAUCAGUAUUAUAGAAACAGGAAAAAUCCAUACAACUAUCGCCGAUUGCCUAAGUAUUAACAAAGCUCUAGUGAAAUGCAACUGUUUUGUAAGCCGAAUAUUCCAACCAAUCAUGCAAACCUGUAAACCGCAACCAAAGAGAUAGGACGUGGUCCCGAAAACAGGCAAGUCCAGUCAGUAACAGAAAUCCUUCCAAAGUUUAUUUUUCUACAUUUGCAGCAGGCAGCUUCGAGAGAUUAAAUGCAAUUAGGCCGUAGUGAUACAAAUAUAGCUAGUGCGGAGUCAAGCAGCUUAGGAUAGCUAACCAAAUCUAGACGCUGUCUAUUUUUUCUACCUAGAGCGUUUAUAUCAAUGUGAAUUAGAAGCUCAACGCAGCUGUUGAAGAGCAUUUAUUGUUUUUGUUUCUGAAACUGGAGCCGGAAUUAUUUGAACUUCGGUUUUCAAACCCAGCUUCGUAAUUGUUUGAAACCCUGUAAGGCUAUUUCAAGCGCGUCAAUAUAUCUAUCUAGACUUAAAAAUAUUAUUGCUAAAAUUAACAAACUAACAAGCAGGAUGAUGUGCAAUGUGAGCAGUUAUAAAUAGGAUUCGGUAUAAAUGUAACUGUAGUUAUAUAUUUAAAUGUAAGAAAACGCUGUAACGAAAGAUGAAACUUUUUGAAAUGGAAAUCAAAAUAUAUGUUGUUAUAAUUA
Molecule: messenger RNA, 5110 nt
Organism: Topomyia yanbarensis
Lineage: Eukaryota; Metazoa; Arthropoda; Insecta; Diptera; Culicidae
Exons: 5
Coding region: 1725-2369 (214 amino acids)
Source: RefSeq, a predicted model, not a curated record